GAGCGACCAAACAUGACUCGGCGGAAUGGGGGCGAGAAGCGGGGAGGAUUGAGUCCCACCAGAUCUACCCGAAUUGGGACACGAUAUCCUGAACCCCAGACGACUGGAUUGACCGGGCCUGAAGUGAGCAGAAGUUGCAAUUCCAACGCUGUAGAUACUGACGACGCCGUAUGACGAAUACCUGCCCCGGAUGAGGGACAUAGAUGCCCCCAUUGACCCCCAAUCUCGAUAUCUCGGCGUCGGAGCCGGAAAGAUGCCGGUGAGGGGGACGUAACAGCGAGAACCGGCAUACAGAGUCACCGAGAUCCAACGGCAUCUACCCAGCAAAAGAUUCAAUUGCAGACCCCAGCAACGUGGCCAGCGUCGGUGAAACAGGCAAGAUGGGAACGACGAUGACGAAGGGCGAGCCGCAGCUUUAUUUCCGUCGAUCACGCACAGGUUGCCUGACGUGUCGAACUAUCCGCAUCAAGUGCGACGAGAAACGCCCGCAAUGCCAGAACUGCAACGACAGGGGGGUGGCUUGUGACGGGUACACGAAGCAGUUGAAGUGGGUGAGCGUUGGCUUCGAGCCGCACAUGUUGUCUCCACCUCCGACGCCGAGACGCACGAGGACGACGUCUGGCUCGGCUUUCAACUCGGCUGUCAACUCGGCUGCGGCCAGUUUCACUCUCCAGCCGCCUCCCAGAUCUGGUCUUGCCUUUACAUCCCCGAGGGACGCCCAUCUUCUCAGUCACUGGGCCGAGUCGUUUAUAGGACUCGUCUUUCCAAUCCCCGACGUCGCUUUCGACUUUAGGGCCGCCAAUUUCUCAUUGUUCAUAGAUGGGGAGUCUGCCCUGUUUCAAACCACAUUGGCCAGCUCUGCAGCGCACCUGGUGGCCGUUGGCUCAUUGUCGGAAACCGAAGCCCUCGAGAUACAGCACAGGGCAUUGCAUGCAGUCAUCACGUCGAUUAGAUCAAGUAAGCCCACCACAGGCGGCCGGCCAGUAUAUCUAAGUGAUGACUGCAUCUCCGCGUCACAGAGCCUAGCAGGUACCGCCGUUAUCCGGGGUUGUGACUUACAAAAAGUCCUCAUUCAUAUCCAAGGGACUGUAUCAUUACUGAAAGCCCGCUGCGCUUGGGACCGCUCGGCUGGAAAAUCAGACUCUGUGGUCAAAUCACCUAUCCUUGGACCAACAGUAAGGUUCGUGGGGUAUUUUGAUGUCUUUUGCAGUGUCCCCAGCCCGCGCAGACCCCUACUCUCUACAGCAUUCUGGGAAGACUACAUAUUCCCUGGUCUUGAUCAGGACAUGGCUCGCUGCCGCAGACCGGACUCUGUUCUUGGCUAUGCCGGCGGGAUAUUCUGCCUUCUUGGUGAGAGCAGUGGAUUAAUCUGCGACUUUUUCGAGGCCCACAUCGGAGUUGCGACCUUCUCCAGUCGACAGAAAGCCAUUCUGCAGAGGCUAAGACAUGCCAUGCAACACAUCCCUGCAGCACAAUAUCAUGUCGAAGCGCCUCUAGAUUCAAGUUUCCGCGGUGAUUCCUGGGAGACUGUAAACGACAACGCGUGUAUCGCAGCAGCCAUGUCACAUGGCUUGGCGACAGAAAUCUUCCUUCGUCGCGCCAACAUAACCAAUCCAGCCACAAUGGCUCAACUUUCAGCAAAUCUCUAUAAUUCCGUACUCGGAGUCCCACUCGACUCGAACUCUGUUACUAUGAUGGCCUGGCCACUUUUCGUGCUCGGGUGCGAGAGCGUUCCUGGGAGCACUCGUGCCACGCAGGUGGUUCAGCUGCUUCAGGGCAUGAUGGAAAAAAUGAAUAUCCUCAACAUUUCGAGAUGUUUUGAUGUGCUCAAGGGUGUCAUUUGGCCUCUAGCAAACAAUCACAAAGUGAUCGAGUUGGGCCCGGAGGGAGAGGAAUAUCUCCACUCUACGCAGACAGACUGGGUCCAUUAUUGUUGGAGAGAGGGAAUAGAAUUAUGUCUCGUUUAAGCCUACGAGAAAAAUGUAAAAUAU
This is a messenger RNA of Ilyonectria robusta, 1991 nucleotides long. Its product is annotated as fungal-specific transcription factor domain-containing protein. The record is from RefSeq and is a predicted model, not a curated record. Lineage: Eukaryota; Fungi; Ascomycota; Sordariomycetes; Hypocreales; Nectriaceae. The transcript is spliced from 3 exons. Gene Ontology annotation, molecular function: transcription cis-regulatory region binding; DNA-binding transcription factor activity, RNA polymerase II-specific; zinc ion binding. Gene Ontology annotation, biological process: positive regulation of transcription by RNA polymerase II. The coding region runs from base 381 to 1967 and encodes 528 amino acids. Gene Ontology annotation, cellular component: nucleus.